AUGAGUUCUGAAACUCAAAAUUCAGAGCCUGAAACCAGUUCAAACUCAUCCUCGUCCUUGUCAUCAACUCCCGGAGCAUCUCAAAUUCAAUCUUCUGUAUACACCCAGCAGAAGCCACCUGCAGUAGAUGCAGAAGCUACCAAGAAAAUCAAAAGAAUCAGGGAUUCUACCUGCGGCGGCAGAAAACACCCGGUCUACCGGGGCGUCAGGAUGCGCAACUGGGGCAAAUGGGUAUCUGAAAUCCGCGAGCCCCGCAAGAAAUCACGCAUAUGGCUCGGAACUUUCCCCACACCGGAAAUGGCAGCCAGAGCUCACGACGUGGCGGCGUUAAGCAUUAAAGGAACCUCCGCCAUACUCAACUUCCCCGAACUCGCCGGUGCAUUUCCUCGGCCGGUUUCCCGUAGCCCACGAGAUGUUCAGGCGGCUGCAGCCAAAGCAGCUGCAAUGAAGAAGUUUGAUUUAUUCACGUCCCCCUCGUCUUCAUCAAGUACUUUAUCUUCUCCUUCAUUGUCAUCUCUGAUUUCUGCUAUAGACCUUUCAACUGCAUCAGAAGAGUUGAGUGAGAUAAUAGAAUUACCGAGUCUGGGAUCGUGUUUUGACUCGCUAGAACUGAGGAAUGAUUUCGUGUAUGAUGAUAACUCGGUGGUGGAUGGGUGGCUGGACCCUCCUGCGCCGUGGUUGAGCGGUGGUGAUGUUGAUGUUGAUGGUGGUGUAAUUUCAAGUUUCAGCUUUGAAUCCUCGACGUGGAAUUAUUAA
This is a messenger RNA of Fraxinus pennsylvanica, 756 nucleotides long. The record is from the annotation of a GenBank genome assembly. NCBI's taxonomy places the organism in Eukaryota, Viridiplantae, Streptophyta, Magnoliopsida, Lamiales, Oleaceae.